Molecule: messenger RNA, 4791 nt
Organism: Mus caroli (Ryukyu mouse)
Lineage: Eukaryota; Metazoa; Chordata; Mammalia; Rodentia; Muridae
Gene: Dusp4
Product: dual specificity phosphatase 4
Biological process (GO): negative regulation of MAPK cascade; endoderm formation; protein dephosphorylation
Cellular component (GO): cytoplasm; nucleus
Molecular function (GO): MAP kinase tyrosine/serine/threonine phosphatase activity
Source: RefSeq, a predicted model, not a curated record
GCGAGGUAGUAAUGACUCUUCCCUCCCCCGGGAGAGCCGGCGAGCAUUAAUAAAUCUCUAAGCCAGAGGAGGAAACUCUGGCUGGGGCAGUGCGUGCAGCUCCGGCGGCGCAGUAGUGGGGGAAACGGCGGCGCCCACGGCAGAAGCAGCCCUAGCUAGCAAAACACACCAGAGGCGACAAGCCGAGAGGAGCCCUCUCUCGUAAACACACUCCCCUCCUCGGUCGCUUGCCCCGGGUGCCGCGCGCCCGCCAGCUUUGGCGCCAGAGAAGGCUGGGACUGCUAUGUAACGUCGAGGCUGCGGGAGGUGGAAGCAGGGGUGUUAGGGGGAGAAGAGCCUGGGGCCAAGUUUGCGGGUCACUUCGGCAGGCGCCCUCUUAGCCCUCGCCUGGUUCCUUCUUGUUAGCCUAGCUGGCUCCGGUGCCCUUGGCCUUCUCCAGCUAGCUCCCCAGCUUACUGCGUUUUGCCGGCGACAUGGUGACGAUGGAGGAACUGCGGGAGAUGGACUGCAGCGUGCUCAAAAGGCUGAUGAACCGGGAUGAGAACGGCGGCGGCGGCGCGGGCGGCAACGGCAGCGGCAGCCACGGCGCCCUGGGGCUGCUGAGCGGCGGCAAGUGCCUGCUGCUGGACUGCAGGCCGUUUCUGGCUCACAGCGCGGGCUACAUCCGAGGCUCGGUGAACGUGCGCUGCAAUACCAUCGUGCGGCGGAGGGCCAAGGGCUCCGUGAGCCUGGAGCAGAUCCUGCCCGCCGAGGAAGAGGUGCGUGCCCGCCUGCGCUCUGGCCUCUACUCGGCUGUCAUCGUCUACGACGAGCGCAGCCCGCGCGCCGAGAGUCUCCGGGAGGACAGCACGGUGUCGCUGGUCGUGCAGGCGUUGCGCCGGAACGCGGAGCGCACGGACAUCUGCCUGCUUAAAGGUGGCUAUGAGAGGUUUUCUUCUGAAUACCCAGAAUUCUGCUCUAAAACCAAGACCCUGGCCGCCAUCCCACCCCCUGUACCUCCCAGCACCAAUGAGUCCUUGGAUCUGGGCUGCAGCUCCUGUGGGACCCCACUGCACGACCAGGGGGGGCCCGUGGAAAUCCUCCCUUUCCUCUACCUCGGCAGUGCCUACCAUGCUGCCCGCAGGGACAUGUUGGACGCCCUGGGGAUCACGGCCCUCCUGAAUGUCUCCUCAGACUGUCCCAAUCACUUUGAGGGUCAUUACCAGUAUAAGUGCAUCCCCGUCGAAGACAACCACAAGGCUGACAUCAGCUCCUGGUUCAUGGAAGCCAUCGAGUACAUCGACGCAGUGAAGGACUGCCGAGGGCGAGUGCUGGUUCACUGCCAGGCCGGCAUCUCCCGAUCAGCCACCAUCUGCCUGGCCUACCUGAUGAUGAAGAAGCGGGUGAGGCUGGAGGAGGCUUUCGAGUUCGUCAAGCAGCGCCGGAGCAUCAUCUCGCCCAACUUCAGCUUCAUGGGCCAGUUGCUGCAGUUCGAGUCUCAGGUGCUCACCACGUCCUGCGCCGCCGAGGCUGCCAGCCCUUCUGGGCCCCUGCGGGAGAGGGGAAAGGCCACCCCGACCCCCACCUCACAGUUCGUCUUCAGCUUCCCUGUGUCCGUGGGCGUGCACGCGGCCCCCAGUAACCUGCCGUACCUGCACAGCCCCAUCACCACCUCCCCCAGCUGUUAGGACUCGUCUCUGGAUGCCAAGUCCAGAGUCGGCCCCCAGCCAGUCGCCAGCCACCUGUGAACAGCGAAUAGGGACUGACCAGUGGGGGACCAGGUGACCAGGCUCCGCCUCCAUUUCUCCUUGGCCAACCACAGGGCCAGCUAGGAUGGCAAUAACGACUUUGAAUACACAUUAAAAACAAAAACAACUAAACACUCCAGCAUAAGCAAUAACGGCGGUUUCCGCUGCCAGAGAAGACUUGGUUUCUGUGUCAGUUUUUACUUUGCAGGUAGAAAUUUACCUCAUUAUUAUUAUUAUUAUUAUUUUUAAAAAAGCAAUCAAGCUUGAAAGUUAUGAAACCCCACAGAUCCUGGCAAAUGUGCGCAACCAAUUUUUAUUAAGUGGAGAGGGAAAGGAAAGAGGGGAAAAAAUGAGUUUGCCAGGAAAGUGCCUGGUUCUGUGUGUCUGUUCCCUGUCGUUGAACUCACAGGAAUUUUGUUCUAGAUCCUUCUAGGCCACAGUAGUAUACUUAGUCGUCAACUGGAUAAUCACUAACUGUUUAAUGCAUAUUGAGAACCUCAGCAUGUGUGUGCGGGAGUCUAGUGACCCUGGGAGAUAUUUCUGUUGAGGUCACACAGUCGAGCAGAGAAACACACAGGUGUGCGGGCAGUGAGAGGAGCGGCGGGUAGGUGGUCGCCAUGGUUACCAUCGCACGCAGGAUGACAUGCAAGGAAAAAGGUUAGUCGCUUUUGCAGCUGGCCCCUGGGCCCACUGACCCAGCCAUGUGAGAUUUUUCUCUCCAGCGGUCCGUUUGGCUGGGGAUAGAGUGUUUUCUUCCCACUUGGCCUAGGAUCUGGCUAUUGGUCUGUGGUAAACGCCAUCUUUACCAAGGUGCUCCUGGAAAACUGGGUGCCGUUCAGAUUUUCCUGCCGUGAAUCAUUUGGUAAGGCCAGAUCAGAACCAGAUCACUGAAGAUGAACUAAAAACGAAUCUCCCUCUCUCGGCUACAUUGGGUGUUUCAGAUUUAGCAGUUUACUUGAAGUAUACAUACGAAGAAAUUCUUGUUACAAAAUCCCUGUCUGGUGAAUACACUGAAACGCCCUCCCAUCAUCUAAGAGAUGUCCUCUUAGAAAUAGGACAUCUUUUGAAUAAAAAGAUACACAUAUGCCUGACUUGGGCCUCCUAAAAGUCUGGAAGGGUGAGAGAAAAGAAGGUGUGGGGCUGGAUGCCAGCUCCUGUUUUACUGAUAUUGGGUGACUUAGGAGCCAUGUUGGGUUCUAACUGGGCCAACACCAUUUUAAAGGAGACUUUCCAAGUGGAGGAAUGGCUUUGGAGGAAUAAGUGUGUUUUCUAGGGGGAAUGUGAGGGGUAGGGGAGGGAACCUGUUUUGUCUGUAGUAUUGGGGGACAAGUUUUGUGAUGGUGUGUCAGAUUAGAGGUCACUGCAGACUUGGCAGAAAUUAGCUUGGUCCCCGUCCCCCCUCCCCCACACCUUGAGCAGAAAUGUAACUUCAAGCCUCCAUGUCACGUGGUGAUGGAAAGCUUUCUCAUCCAGAACCCCAGACACGCCUGGGUUCCUGGCUUUUCCUUCCAUGAAAUGUGAACCUGUGUUGGUAGAACUUGGAUUGAGUGGCCUGUGCCAAAUUCUGCCUUUGGGUGAGAAGUGAGGGGUGCCCUGCUCGCUUCCCCUACUGUCCAAGGCUUGGCUGAAGGCAUAGCGGGGCCGAGCUUCCCCGAUGGCGGACUGCCUUUGCCUAGUUGGAUGGUCCGAUAUUUUUACCCCCCUGCCUUCUUGGCAGCCGUUUCAUGUUUGGUGAAGAAUUAGAUUAAAUGAGCUCUGUAGCUAGUCAAGUCCUGAGCUCUGAGAAUGUUGAGGGCAUCUGGAGAGCAGAUAGCUUGUAGACUCCAUUCACUUUCUAGAUGAGUGUUUGCCAAAUGUGUCCUAGUUCCCAGACUGGAUCCCAACGACACAGGCAUUGGGAGCUCCAAAUGUCCCUCCCCUGCUUCCUAAUUCAAACCUCCUAUGACAGUGUCAAGGGGCUAUUUAUAAAGUAAUUUUCUUUGUACUUGAUAACAGCAUGAGAUCCAAAACUCUUAGAAAUAGGACAUUGGUUUGAUUGAAAAAAAAAAGGGGGGUGGGGGGGCACACCUUAAAGCUCUCCAGAAGUUUCUGCAAUAGCGCUAGUGAAGACCCUGUCAUUCCUCAUGGUUAGUUAGUUUCAGUAUCCCAUCCGUGAGCUGAUUUCUGGUGAUGGGAAGUUUUGGAAUGUCAGAAGGCUGUUGAGUAUCUGCCCAAGAGUGAGGGACACUCAGUUCUCCCUGGGGAUCUUGGCUCCAUCAUCCAUAUAGUGUUUGUGAGACUGAGGGCUGAAGCACAGGCGAGCAGGUAGCUAGCAGCAGCUCUCUGCUCCAUUCGCCCUGAGACCUUGUGCCCUGGUUCUUGGCUUUCAGUUCUUGGCUUCUGGGGAAGCCAUGGGAAGGAAUUGAGAGUCCUUGGGAAGACAGCAGGAGGAAGGGAAGAUUUGGUAGUUACUCCCAAGGGGAAGGGGACUGGGCAAUGGCCAAGGAAGUCUGUGGCAAUAAUAACAAUCAUAUGGGUUCAUCCUGUCACCUGGGUAGCCUUUAAACUCCUCAUAGCUAGGUGACCCUUGACCAAAUAAACCAGGACUUGUGUGGGUGGGACCCGGAUGCCAAUAUGUUACAUUGUUCCUAUGGGCUGUCACUGGUACAGCCAAGUCCUGGAGACGCCAUUGCUUCACUAUGGUGAAAGGCAGGUCUUCUCUAGCUUGUGACACAGACGUUUCCAGUAGGGCUUUGUAAUGGUGUCAGUGUGGUCUUGCUCUCCACAAGCCAGCUGAGGGAUGAGGUGGUUUCUCUGAGGCAAGCCCCUGAAUGAGAACNAGGUUUGUGGAGUAUUGUGAGUGAGCUCAAUAUAGUGUCUGGAUGUUGAUGUUAUCUCCUUAAACUUUGUCUGCAAGAAAGAUGGAGAAAGUAUGUGUCUGUUUUGAAGUCCUCCUNCUAGUGCCCCACCCCUUAGAGCUCACAAAUCAUUCAAGGGACUUCAGAAAGAUAACAAUGCAAUACUUGUAACUUGUGUAAAUAGCCCCAUCUUUCUGAGUGGUGUCAUUUCUACAUUUGAUAUGCUU